Anastrepha obliqua is the source of this 574-nucleotide messenger RNA. Its product is annotated as general odorant-binding protein 19d-like. Lineage: Eukaryota; Metazoa; Arthropoda; Insecta; Diptera; Tephritidae. Gene Ontology annotation, biological process: sensory perception of smell. The transcript is spliced from 5 exons. The coding region runs from base 1 to 420 and encodes 139 amino acids. Gene Ontology annotation, molecular function: odorant binding. The record is from RefSeq and is a predicted model, not a curated record.
AUGGGAGUGGCUAUAGGCCCACAAGCAGAAGAAUUGGCCAACAAAUGCGACGCUCAGGAAAUACUACAAAAUAUAAAAAAAAUUGCUAAUGACUGUAAAACGGAAUCUGGUGGCAGUGAUGCGGAUAUUGAUGCACUGUUCAAACAUCAACCGGCUGGAAGUGACAAAGCGAAGUGCCUAAUGACGUGCUUUAUGAAAAAAAUGGGUUUGGUCGAUGCUAGUGCCAAAAUUGAUAAGGACUCUGCUUUAAAUGUAAUAAAGGCAGUUGCUGAUGGUGCAAACAUAGAAAAACUCGGUAAAGAGCUUAUUGAUGCUUGCAAAGAUACUCCACCAAAGGGCAAUGAGUGCGAAAGCGGUGAAGCCGUGCGUGAGUGCGUCAUUGCAAAAGCAAAGGCAAAUGGCUUUAAAUUGCCAUGGUAAAUGUGCUAAUUAUAGUACAUCGGCAACUGAUUGUAGAUGUCCUAAGGAAAUGGUUGUGAUGACUGCUAUUUUCUCUUUAAUCUUUGAAUUUUUCAAAUGACAAGCAGUCCAUCCAGUAAUCAAAUAAAUUUAACAAGCAAGUAUUUAAAAAAAA